GCCUCACGUCGCCCCGCCCCGGCGCUCUUGCAGCAGCCAUGUGGGUGGUAACUCUCCGACCGUGGGGCCUUCUCGAGGGGCUCCCGGCGUUACUCCGUGGUCGCCACGCGGCUCUCCUUCCGGGUGGUGCGCGAGGCCUGAAUGGCUCGCCGGUCUCUUGCAGCAAGAACCUACUCAAGAAAUUUGCUUCGAAAACCAAAAAGAAGUUUUGGUAUGAAGGUCCUUCCUUGGGCUCUCACUUGAUUUACAAGCCAUCCCAGUUGGAAUUCCUAAUGAAGAGCACCUCAGAGAAGACCACGAGGGACGACCACGUGCGCCUGAGGGCACUGAACGGCCUCCUCUACAAAGCGCUGAUGGAUUUGCUGUGCACCGCUGAAGUGAGCCAAGAGAUCUGUGACCUGAAUGUGCAGCUCUCCAAGGUCUCUCUGACUCCAGACUUCUCCGCCUGCCGCGUGUACUGGAAGACCACGGUCUCCGCUGAACAGAACGCGCACACAGAGGCCGUCCUGCAGAGGAGUGCUGCCCACAUGAGGCACCUUUUGAUGUCCCAGCAGACUCUGCGGAAUGUGCCGCCCAUAGUGUUCAUUCGGGACAGAGGAAACGCAGCUCUGGCUGAGGUUGAUCGGUUACUGGCCAUUGCCGAUUUUGGACCCCCAGAUGAAAAAGAAGACUGUGUGCAAGACGACGUCAGAUGUGAGCCCAGCCCCCGAUCUGCAGCAGCCUCCCAGGCAGCGUCUCUCAGGACCCUGAUGGUGAUGCUGGUGCUACGGCCUUACUUGGUGCCUUAACUGUUGCUGUGACUUCUUCUUGGCACAUUCUCUUCCCCUUUCUGCCUCACCUGGGGCCACCUCCUUUGGGGAGCCUUCUGUGAACCCCCAAGUCUUGGUUGCGGCCCCCUACAUUCCCUUAGCUGAGACCUCACUGCAUGGACUGCUCAGCCUCUUGCCUGCCUCUCGCACAGGGUUUCCCAGGCCAGAGUGUAGCAAGUGUUGAUUGACUGACUAAUGGACUGCUGGGGUCUGCUCUGAGGUCAGGGGCAAGUGAUCUCGCUGGCUCAGGGGAACAUGAGCAGCAAACGAAGACACGGCCUGAGGCCCCUUUUCACUCUGGGCCUGAGAAAAGCCGAGGCAAAGCAGAACAUAGGGCCAGAAAUAAGACUGCAAAAGAGCCACUUGUCACUGGGAUUGUAGCAGAAAAUCAGGGCUUCGAGAUAAAACAGAGAAAGAAGGCAAGAUGCAGGUUUCGUGUAUUUGGGGAGAACACAGGCAUGUUGCGGCUUCAGAUCCUGACCACGGAGGUGGACGUGACGACCUCAUGCUCCAGAGGAGCCCUCUCCAGCCAUCUGGCUUCUGAGACUGCAGCUCUGGGUUCAGUACUCAGAUCUGCUGCCAGUGACCUCCGUGCUCAGUGCCCUUCGGCUGUCAGGGUCCCAGUGAGGGUGUCCUGACUCGCGUGACCACCUACCAGAGUCUGGUACAUGCUUCAUAUUCGUUCUCAUUGCUGCUGAGGAUUUUGGUUUCCGAAUGAGCAAAGGGAUCAGGGGGAAGCGGUUCAUUCCGUGUUUGGUGGAGAUGUGUACAACUUACCUCAUGAGGAUGUGCAGAGCGGGAUGUUCACAUGCACCUGUUUGAGGUGGCCCCACAGAAGUGGCUGGGUUUUCAUGUCCUUGUGACAUGCCAAGAUCGUAGGAGACCAGAGUCCGUCCUAUUGGAAGUCAGAUGUGCCUGUCAGAACCCAGUAAACACAGAGCCUUACAGCUGCAAACAUUCCUCCGGAUCCUACAAUAAAUCCUGUUGUGAGAGCAGAAGCAGAGUGUUCCAGCCUCACCUUUAUCUUGGAGAACGUGAGCACACACCUGUGUGGCUUUUUAGUGUUAAUUUGAAUACCGUAGAGCUCUAGCCUUGAACAAAACCUGAAGGGGAAGCUGAAUACUGACAAGUUGUUUUCAUGCCAAGACGUGAAGCUCAAAAUGAUGGUCAGGUGCAGACCUUGGUAACCUCCUGCGUGGGGAUGGUUUGGCAGUGGCCACAGGCUCACCUGGGCAAGGCCCCCAGGAGGAGACAGCACGCAGGCCUCCCACAGAGGCAGCCUGGAGGAGAGGAAGAGGCCCAUAAAGUGUUGCACAGAAAACCUGUCUGUUUCCUUUCCCAGUUCCCAGCAGUUCUCAUUGUGUUCCUUAGGCCCCCACAUGCUCAGAUACAACUUGUCUUUCAGGUG
Messenger RNA from Leptonychotes weddellii (Weddell seal), 2217 nucleotides. The record is from RefSeq and is a predicted model, not a curated record. NCBI's taxonomy places the organism in Eukaryota, Metazoa, Chordata, Mammalia, Carnivora, Phocidae.